Messenger RNA from Empidonax traillii (willow flycatcher), 2026 nucleotides. Its product is annotated as rho GTPase-activating protein 10-like. Gene Ontology annotation, cellular component: cytoplasm. The transcript has 18 exons. Gene Ontology annotation, molecular function: protein binding; GTPase activator activity. The record is from RefSeq and is a predicted model, not a curated record. The annotation marks the transcript as partial. Gene Ontology annotation, biological process: signal transduction. Lineage: Eukaryota; Metazoa; Chordata; Aves; Passeriformes; Tyrannidae.
GCAGAUAACCUAGUGGAGCAGAAUAGAAAACACUUCUACGAGCUGUCCCUCGAGUACGUGUGCAAGUUGCAAGAGAUACAGGAGCGGAAGAAAUUUGAGUGUGUGGAACCUGUGCUAUCGUUUUUUCAGGGUUUGUUCACUUUCUAUCAUCAGGGAUAUGAACUUGCUAAAGACUUCAAUCAUUACAAAAUGGCCCUGCAGAUAAAUAUACAAAAUACACGAAAUCGUUUUGAAGGAACAAGGUCAGAGGUAGAGGAGCUCAUGAACAAGAUCAGAAGGAAUCCUCAGGAGCAUAAAAGGGCAAAUCACUUCACCAUGGAAGGCUACCUCUAUGUACAGGAAAAAAGACCUGCUCCCUUUGGUUCCAGUUGGGUGAAGCACUACUGCAUGUAUAGGAAAGAGACAAAGAAGUUCACCAUGAUCCCAUUUGAACACCGAUCAGGAGGAAAAGUUGGUGAUGAGGAACUGUUCGUCCUCACCUAUUGUACCAAAAGAAAUACAGAUACAAUAGACAGACGAUUCUGUUUUGACUUAGAAGCUUCAGACAGGCCUGGAGUUCCUGUAACCAUGCAGGCAUUUUCUGAGGAAGACAGGAAGCUAUGGAUGGAAGCCUUGGAUGGAAAAGAAGCUCUCUUCAUCAAUUUGAAUAAACCAAACGCAAACCGAGAGGGAAGUGCACAAUUGGAUAAAAUUGGGUUCACCGUCAUCAAAAAGUGCAUCAGUGCUGUUGAAACACGAGGUAUAAAUGACCAAGGAUUGUACAGAGUUGUGGGGGUGAGUUCAAAGGUCCAGAGACUUCUGAGUUUGUUGAUGGAUGCAAAAACCUGCAAUGAAGUUGACCUGGAAAACUCUGUAGAUUGGGAAGUAAAGACAAUUACUAGUGCUAUGAAGCAAUAUCUACGAAGCCUUCCAGAGCCACUGAUGACAUACGAGUUGCAUGGAGAAUUCAUCGUUCCUGCCAAAAGUGGGAGUCCUGAAUCUCGAGUCAAUGCUGUUCACUUCUUGGUCCAUAAACUGCCAGAAAAGAACAAAGAGAUGCUGGAGAUCUUGGUGAAACAUUUAGCAAAUGUUUCAAAGCAUGCCAAGAGGAAUCUAAUGACUGUGGCAAACCUAGGGGUAGUGUUUGGACCAACCUUAAUGAGGCCACAGGAAGAAACUGUAGCAGCCAUCAUGGACCUGAAGUUUCAGAAUAUUGUGGUUGAAAUCCUGAUAGAAAAUCAUGAGAAGAUUUUCAAAACCCUGCCUGAUGCCACUUUCCCCGAGCCAAUCUCUAUGUCAGUAUCUCCUCCAAAUGCCCCACCAAGGCAGUCAAGAAGACAAGGACAACGUAUUAAGAGGCCUCUGGCUGUUUACAAUCUCUGUCUGGAGUUGGAUGAUGUCGACAGUCACAGCUCUCCCAGAGAAGACACCCCAACUGGGAGCAUAGAUUCUCUUUCUUCCCAGUCUCCAACACCUGCCUUCUCUAGUAGCCCCCCUGGGCUCUUGGAUGGAAAUCACCUUAUCAUGGACAGUGGAGAUCUUGCAGGCUGGACAACAAAUCUCCCUGGUCAAAGCCGCCCAUCGAUGGUCUCGUGGAUGAAUGUUCCAUCUGCUAAUCCAGCUGCCACAAAUACUGCACUAUCCACUUUCUUCUUCCCCAACCCUGCCACUGGGAGUGACAGAGCAGUGGAAAGUGCUGCCCACCGGAAAGCAAGAGCAGUUUAUCCGUGUGAAGCAGAACAUAGCUCUGAAUUGUCAUUUCAGAUAGGAGCAAUAUUUGAGGAUGUGCAAUUUUCCAGAGAACCAGGAUGGCUAGAAGGCACGUUAAAUGGCAAGAGAGGACUUAUUCCACAAAAUUAUGUUCAGUUUUUAUAGCUUUGUGCAUUGAACGCCAAGAAGGUGUACAUGGUAUCCAUGGAUUUUUGUUCUAGUCACUUGUCUCUACUUCUGUGACUGCUUUUAAUCAAUGAAGAGCUGGACUAUGGAUUGAAGAUCCUAAUCUGUAUAAAGACAUUGUGUUGCCAAAUAUGAAUUAAAAAAAAAAAAA